Tripterygium wilfordii is the source of this 2506-nucleotide messenger RNA. Its product is annotated as probable rhamnogalacturonate lyase B. Gene Ontology annotation, molecular function: carbohydrate binding; catalytic activity. The transcript has 16 exons. Bases 223 to 2367 code for a protein of 714 amino acids. NCBI's taxonomy places the organism in Eukaryota, Viridiplantae, Streptophyta, Magnoliopsida, Celastrales, Celastraceae. The record is from RefSeq and is a predicted model, not a curated record. Gene Ontology annotation, biological process: carbohydrate metabolic process.
AUUAUGAAUUAUCGUGACAAAACGAAAUAAAUCAUUACUUGAAUAGUUCAACGGCUCAACCUUUAGCGGUUGGCGCGCCUUGAAACUUUCGUGGACAAUUAUUCUAUCACCAUCUCAACAAUAUUUCUCGAUCACCGUCACAAAACCCUCACUACACUCCCCAAAAAACGCUCCUACUGUAACUACCUUCUCUCUCGUGAAUUUCUAUUCUACUCAAACACCAUGACAGGAGGAGGAUUGCACAGAAUCAUAGGCUGUUUUGGCGACUGCUCCGGAACCACCACUCAAACUCAUGGGGAUGUAAAUGACAAUCUUCAUUGUGGUGGACUAGUUCGAAGAGAAAACGAUAGCCUUACCAUGCCACCUGCCAGGGUCCAACUGCACAGUCUUGAUCGUCAUGUGGUGAUGGACAAUGGCAUACUUCAAGUCACGUUGUCAAAACCGGAGGGUAUUGUCACUGGAGUACAAUAUGGUAGCAUUAACAACGUGCUUGAAGUUCUUAACAACGAAUCUAACAGAGGGUACUGGGAUCUUCACUGGACUCCACCUGGUGGAAAAGGAAUAUUCGAUGUGAUCAAAGGAACAGAUUUUAGGGUUAUAGUUCAUACUGAGGAGCAGGCUGAGCUGUCCUUUACCAGAAUGUGGGAUCCCUCCCAAGAGUGGAAGUACAUUCCUCUGAAUAUAGAUAAAAGGUUUGUAAUGCUUCGUGGUUCCUCGGGUUUCUACUCAUAUGCCAUUUAUGAGCACUUGAAGGAGUGGCCUGGAUUUGAUCUUGGUGAAACGAGGAUAACUUUCAAACUUAGAAAGGACAAGUUUCAGUACAUGGCCAUUGCAGAUAAUAGGCAAAGAUUCAUGCCCCUGCCUGAUGACCGGUUAGCGGGAAGAUGCCAAGCCCUAGCCUAUCAGGAAGCUGUCCUACUUGUCAAUCCCAAGGCACAAGAGCUCAAAGGAGAGGUGGAUGACAAGUACCAAUAUUCGUGUGAGAACAAAGAUAUCCAGGUCCAUGGGUGGAUAUCUUUCAAUCCUCCAGUGGGAUUCUGGCAAAUAACACCCAGCAAUGAGUUCCGAACUGGUGGGCCCCUGAAACAGAACUUAACAUCACACGUUGGUUCUACCACCCUUGCAAUGUUUCAUAGUUCACAUUAUGCGGGAAAAGAUCUUGUGCCAAGAUUUGAAGCUCAUGAGCCGUGGAAGAAAGUUUUUGGCCCUGUUUUCAUCUAUCUUAAUUCUGCAUCAAGUGGAGCUGAUCCUCACUGGUUAUGGGAGGACGCAAAAAUACAGAUGAUGGCUGAAGUGCAAAGCUGGCCAUAUUGUUUUCCUGCUUCAGAGGAUUUCCCCAAGGUAGAAGAUCGGGGGAGUAUAUGUGGUAGACUACUAGUCCGAGAUAGUUAUGUCGGCAAGGACUAUAUUUUGGCAAAUGGUGCUUAUGUUGGUUUGGCGCCACCAGGAGAGGUUGGAUCAUGGCAAAGAGAAUGCAAGGGUAUUUUAAGGGAUCACCUAAGUGAUCAUAUUGUUAAUGUUCAAAACCUUAUGGAAAUUGUGCUUGCUAUGAAUCAGGACUACCAAUUCUGGACCAGGUCAGAUGAAAAUGGCUAUUUCUUUAUAAAGCAUGUACGAGCUGGUAACUAUAAUCUUUAUGCAUGGGUCCCUGGUUUUAUUGGAGAUUACCGUGGUGAUUUUGGCGUUACCAUAACGUCAGGCUGUGAUAUUGAUAUGGGUGAUCUUGUAUACGAGCCUCCAAGAGAUGGACCCACACUAUGGGAGAUAGGCAUCCCUGAUCGCUCUGCUGCAGAGUUUUAUGUCCCUGACCCUGACCCGAAGUAUAUCAAUAAACUUUUUGUUAAUCAUCCUGACAGGUUUCGGCAAUAUGGUUUGUGGGACAGAUAUGCAGAUAUAUAUCCUGAUGAGGAUUUGGUUUACACGGUUGGUGUUAGCAACUAUAGCAAAGAUUGGUUUUUUGCUCAGGUUGUCAGGAAGAAAGGUGAUAACCUCGUAGGAACUAGCUGGCAAAUUAAAUUCAAACUUGAGAAUGCAGAUCGCAAUGCUACCUACAAACUGCGAGUGGCUCUUGCAUCUGCAACUCUGGCAGAAUUACAGGUUAGAGUUAAUGAUCCAAACACAAAACGCCCUCUGUUUUCAAGCGGACUGAUAGGGAGGGACAAUUCGAUUGCAAGACUCGGGAUUCACGGGCUCUACUGGCUGUAUAAUGUGAAUAUACCAGGCACUCAACUUGUUGAAGGGGAGAACACCAUCUUCCUCACGCAACCAAGAUGCACCAGCCCUUUUCAAGGUAUUAUGUAUGACUAUAUUCGUCUGGAAGAGCCUCCCCGUUCGAAUUCCAUGCAGGAUCCUUCCUGUUCAUCUUAGUGAAGUUUUUAUGUGGAGACAUGAGUUGAUUUAUGGAUAGUUAUACGAUAUCUACAUGUAUAUAUAGAUAUAAUCAUAUAAAUCUGGAGAUUUCACAACUAGACAGCCAAUGACAUAUUUAUGGGCACUUUUGCAAGAU